This is a messenger RNA of Exophiala spinifera, 948 nucleotides long. RefSeq lists its product as uncharacterized. The record is from RefSeq and is a predicted model, not a curated record. NCBI's taxonomy places the organism in Eukaryota, Fungi, Ascomycota, Eurotiomycetes, Chaetothyriales, Herpotrichiellaceae. Gene Ontology annotation, molecular function: glycosyltransferase activity. The transcript has a single exon. Bases 1 to 948 code for a protein of 315 amino acids.
AUGAACGGCGCAAAUGGCACAUGCCCGGCCGUCCACGACCAGCCAAAGAAAGUCUGGACGACCCUCAUCACCAACACCAAAUACCUUUCUGGGCUUCUCACGCUUGACUACUCGUUGAAGAAGUCUGGUUCGAACUACCCACUCAUUGCUCUCUAUACUGAUACCUUUCCGGCCGAGGGACUCGAAGCCCUAAAUCGACGCAACAUCCCCGCGAAACAUAUUCCCUAUCUUCUCCCUUCGGUCCCAAAAGAAUAUGCAAACGAUCCACGGUUCUACGACUGUUGGAGUAAGCUGACCCCGUUCAGUCUCGUCGAGUAUGAACGGGUGGUACAGUUGGAUAGUGAUAUGAUGGUUCUCAAGAACAUGGACGAGCUGAUGGACUUGGAACUGGAUCCUCCAGAGAUGGGCGGAGAAGGAAAUAGAGUAUAUGCUGCCAGCCAUGCUUGCGCAUGCAAUCCUCUGAAAAAGCCACACUACCCUGAACACUGGGUUCCCGCCAACUGUGGUUUCACUUCUCAGCACAGUACCCCAGAGGAUGCGCAGGUCAAUGGACCACCUCCAACUGCCGGUAUAGGAUGCCCCAAUGGAGGACUGGUCGUUUGCAAUCCGAGCCAGAGUGUUUAUGACAAGAUCCUUGAGGCUAUGAAGAACGGUGACCUCACCAGCUCAUACGAUUUUGCAGACCAGAGUUUGCUGGGUGACCGUUUCUACGGCAGGUGGGUGGGUCUACCCUACACCUACAAUGCGUUGAAAACACUACGGUGGCAGGGCGUUCAUGACGCCAUAUGGCGGGAUGAUCAGGUGAAAAACAUACACUAUAUCUUAAGUCCCAAGCCCUGGGAUGAGACGCCUGAGGAGACAAAGGACGAGACACAUCGUUGGUGGCAGAAGACCAAUGAUGAGAGAUUGCGUACUGAAAGGGCGAGUGAUAUUGAGGACGGAUUCUGA